AUGCAGACUCAGGCACCGGAAGGCAAUAUCAGGGACCUCCUGGAAGGCCUAUUCUCUGUCAAUCAUGGAAAAUUUGGCAGCAUACACGCCUUGGCGACGGUGCCCGAUACUUUCCCGAUGAAUCCCUGCAUCGAACUCCAAUUACAAGAUGGAUGGGACGCUCUUGGACUGCCCGUCUCGUCUGCCGUUAUCAAGUUAUUGAAUGGAUCUCUCAAUGAGGGCCACGACGGCAGUAUCUCUACUGUGGAUGUUGACGCCUCGCGACUACAAUUCUUGAAUCCAGGAUGGAACGCAGUCGUGGACCAGACGGCAAAGUCGAUGUUUGCUGGUCUCCAUCUAGCUGGAUCAGUCCCAGGUUCGAUUACGGCGAGACUCGAAGGACUGCACAUCUACCCUGCGAGCUCUCACCUUCAAUAUAGUACCGGCGUCAAAGACGACCGUGUGCUUGCGACUCUUGUCUUCAUUCUCCCCACAAAACACGAAGGUGGAGCCAUAACUGCCCGGCUUGGGCAUGACCUGAUGACUAUGCCGACGAGCUCUCCAAGUGCCUAUGCCGCCACGACACUGUGUUGGCUGUCGGGCUCAACUGUUGAGCAUGAGCCAGUCACAAUGGGCGCUCAAGUCAUGUUACGCUACGAUAUACUCCACGCUGGCCAAGGCCCUGCACCCGUUCUUUUUGAUCCAACACCGGUAGCGGCUGAGAUCUCCAAGGUCUUCAGUGCUUGGCUUCAGAAUAGGGAUGGCAAAAACUGCCCACAGACGCUCUAUUACGUCAUAUCCAACAAUGAUAUAUACGGGGAGAAACUCAUUCGAUAUACCACAUUCACAGACCUCCAAGGCCCCGACUUCGCGUUUGUCAAUCUCAUUCGUGAGUUGGCACAGCCGUUUGGAAUCACUGUGACGUUGGGUCAACUGAAGCAAACCCAAUUUGGGGAGGCGUGGAGCCCGCAUCAAGUCAGAAAAGACUAUUACGGUUCUGACGACGAGGGUGAUGUGGAGCGAUACGAAGAGACAGCCGAACUGAACGACGUUGACGAAUUGUUGUGGCACUUCACCCCCUUUUUAUCCGACGGCAAGCGAGGGAAGGAGGAGGAUAUCUACGACGCAGAGUUUGAACUGCUGUGCGACUACGAAUAUCUCAAAGGAGCGGCUCCAGAUGAGGUGGAUUGGGAAGGCUGGCAGGGCGAGGGGAAUACGCAUAUGACUUACGAGUUCUAUCGACUUGGUCUACGCCUCGAGCUUCCAUCUUUAGAAGACCCGGAUAAGAGUUCGAAGCGGAAGGAACCUCCCUUUGAUCCAGAGAUCCAGAUCACGGAGCUGGAACGUCAGAUGAGAGCCUUCGACGAGGCAGCUACCCGAGGUGUAAUACGAUAG
Peniophora sp. CBMAI 1063 is the source of this 1374-nucleotide messenger RNA. Lineage: Eukaryota; Fungi; Basidiomycota; Agaricomycetes; Russulales; Peniophoraceae. The record is from the annotation of a GenBank genome assembly.